This is a messenger RNA of Astyanax mexicanus (Mexican tetra), 2840 nucleotides long. RefSeq lists its product as uncharacterized. Bases 375 to 2537 code for a protein of 720 amino acids. The record is from RefSeq and is a predicted model, not a curated record. The transcript is spliced from 20 exons. Lineage: Eukaryota; Metazoa; Chordata; Actinopteri; Characiformes; Acestrorhamphidae.
GUUCUCCUCCGGCUCUAGGAGUUCAGGAAGCGCCAAAGUUUGAAGGGGAAGCGGAGCGGCGCUGCUUGCGGUUAUUAGUGUGUUAUGAGCGCUGAGGAGCUCUGAGGGGUGCUGGGGGGGUCUCACACGCUCGGAAUGAGAGCAGCGCGGAUCUGCGGGGGGUUUAGUUUAGUUUAGCAGGGCGACGUUAGAGCUAGACUGGGUUUAUCUACUUUAUUAAACCUGAAAAAGUUAGCGUUAGCAUCUCGGCUAACAGACACACAUACACAGCGCUGCGGCUGUAAACAGGGAGCGGCGCUUCACUCCGACUGUUUACAGAGUUACCCGCUUUACUGAGGACUGAACUACAGGUUUGUGUAGUUAUUCGUGUAGAAAUGGCGCUGAACGCGUCAGUUAUUGUUCUGAGCGACAGCGACGACGACGACAACAACUGUACGACGGGCCUCGACGACUCUGUCCUAAUCAUAGAGGAGAGCGAGAGGAACCGAGCAGUGCCAGAAGUCCCAAAAAGCAGUGAAAUUCUGGAUGAAGAUGUGACAAUAACUUACUCACAGAAAGCACAUGUUCUUCCUCAUGCAAGAUAUGACUGUACUAUCCCAUUCUGUGCUACAGAGGGAGUUACUCUGGGGCCGGAGGAAAAUAACGCAGACUACUGUGAGCAGUGCUUCUGCUAUGUGUGUGAUGAACCGGCAUCACAGUGUAAGUUCUGGACAGUUCCCGGCUUUUGUCACUGCAACGCCCACAAGCGCAGUGUUCACUGGAAAUCUCUCAGAGACAAGAAUAUCCUGGGAUACCUCAGUGAGCUCAGCUUCCCCUUCAGUCCACAGGAUAUGGAUUCGGACCUCCAACGUGCCGAAGCCUCCCUACAGCAGUUUGCGUGCAGCCUGGCGUACCAGUACACAGCUUACUUGGCUGACUUUCAAAACAUAAACCAAACUAUCUGCCCUCACUCGACUGAUGGCAGAAGAGCAGAAUGUAGGACAUGCAAUGAACAGAAACAAAAAUCUAUACAAAACAGCUACCUUGGUGUGAUGGAACAUGUAUUUACAUAUCUGGAUGAGGCAAUGAAGCAUACUCCAAAGACCUGCGUCGUCAUGCUGCUCGGUGCAGUCAAGCUUUUCAUCUCACACAGAGCACCUGGAAAUUCACACUUGGCUGGUGUUGUGUCGGAUGUCGUACUGAGUUUGCUUUGGAGAGUAACCUCAAGGGUGCAGACGCUGUUCGUCAACUCAAAUUUUCCUGCCUCCUUCACAAAACAGUUGCAGCAGUUUUUUCUGGCUCUUCCUUUUCCACCUGAAUGCAGAUGGCUUAAAAACAGUGUAAACGUGCUUCCAUGGGACGACCCUUUGCUCUCGUCUGUGCUAAAGGGUCAGAAUGUCACCGGCGAGAGGCACACCAAAGGCAAAAAAACAGAGAUUCUCUUUGAAAGCAUUGUAGUGAUUCUAGCCAGAGUCUCCAUGCUUCAGCAUCAAAACAAGUACCGUGAACUGGCACGCUAUCUCAAAGUUGUUAAAAGUGACAGUGCAGCAGUGCUGCAGAUAAUGAAAGACUGGAUUCCUCUUUGUCUGUGUAAGGUUGGCAAUUUUGCCGGUGCAGUCGAUGCCUUGUUAUCCUCUAAGAGCGGCUCUUCAUUGGCUGCUUCUAGGCUCAGUCAACCCCAAUUUGCUGCUUAUCUCAGAAUACUGACUUCAGGCCAGGUACCAACACCGCGGCCCCCACAACUCGACUUCACUCCACGUUCUGGAGUCAUCCUGAAGAGCCAGCCAGACCCCUUGCUAAGCACUGAUUGGACGCCUGUCGGAGGAGAGUUCAACCCUCUGAGUCGACUGGAGGUUCUGAAAUUUGUUCUGAGAGUUCUGAACUGUAACACUGGAGUCUUUACACAUCCUGAAAGCUGGGUGAAAUUUAUGAAUAUGGCCAGUGCAUCCUCAGCUGGCCCAGAUGGCGUCAAGGAUGGAGUUGCUUUGGCAGAACCCGAUAUAAACUUUCUAUUAAGAACAAGAGAAAUUGCUGAUAAUAUUCUUACUGAACUCACUCGCUCCGCCCGCGUCCAGAUCCCUAAAACCUUUCAAGCGGAUUAUCCUGACCAGGCCCUAUUGCUGUUGGCCACUCAGGCUUUAGCAACACGUAUUCUCCACGCUCGGCUGUGCCCCAUCCUGAAGGUCAUCAUGACAUUUCAGCUUAAUCCAUGGGCGCUGCGUUGGCUGUUCUACAGUCUGACGGUGCGUUCUGGAGUGCUAGAUGAUCUGCUGUGUGUGGUCGUGGAGGAACUGAUGAAGGAACCACAAAACGCCUGCCUGCCAAAAGAGGACCGAUUGGGGCAGUCCUUCAUUGCUAGUUUCCUGUGCUUGUUCUUCCUGGAGCGCAGUGUAAUCCUCGAUCCCCACGAAUAUCCUGCAAGAACACUGCUUGCUGGUUGGAAUGAAUCACACCACCCCUGGCAGCACUUUCUCAGGAAACAGCUUGAGUUCAAUGUGGCUCUUCUGACCCCCGACAAACAAAGAAUCCUUCAUAUGAUUCGACAGAACCUACAGUGAUGUCACCUAGAGUUAUUCUCUCUCUCUCUGUUUCUCUCUCUGCACCAGCCAGUGUUGUGUAUAAAGUGUUCUUGGGCAGUGUUGAAAUUCAGAUGCAGUAAAUAUGACUCAGUUCUUUUUGAAAAGGCUAAUGCUGAAACGUUUAGUUUAUGUUCUUAUCUUUUUGUCACUAACACUUUAAGCUGCACUUUUGGGAAUAUUGUAUCCUUCAAAAGCGUUGGGAAUUAUUUGUAUUGAAAUUUUCUUUUUUAAAUAUAAAGAAGAAUAAAUAAACCAUGUUGCGGCUGCAGACCGCAGUGUUUA